This is a messenger RNA of Clarias gariepinus (North African catfish), 1950 nucleotides long. Its product is annotated as T-lymphocyte activation antigen CD80-like. The coding region runs from base 295 to 1152 and encodes 285 amino acids. Gene Ontology annotation, biological process: cell surface receptor signaling pathway; cellular response to lipopolysaccharide; negative regulation of T cell proliferation. The transcript has 8 exons. Gene Ontology annotation, cellular component: external side of plasma membrane. The record is from RefSeq and is a predicted model, not a curated record. Lineage: Eukaryota; Metazoa; Chordata; Actinopteri; Siluriformes; Clariidae.
ACACACACACACACACACACACACUCAGAAUCAUACACACUAUGUGUGUUGGAGGUUCUCGGAUUGUUGUCUCUAUUUCAACCCGGUCGGGCGAUUGAAGAAGCAUCAGACACUCACAGUUUUCCCAUUAAGCCAGGGAUGAUUCGCAAGCUUAUCGCCCCGCCCACCGGGAUUUCCCUAUGACGUCACAGCCCCGCCUCUCUCGAAGAAGACCGAAACCGGUGGUUCCCCUUUUCUUUUCAUGUGGAUUCGCGCCGAGACAGCGAUACACACACUCUCUCGUGCUCAGUGGAAAUGCGGCGUGGAUACCUAGAAUUCCUGUUUGCCGUCAGCUUAGUGCUGCUGUGUGUAAACACAGAUGCCGAUGCUGCGGGGCACAAUUUGCAGGGGAUUGUGGGAGGAAGUGUCCGUAUACGCUGUGGGCUGGACCCAUUCAGCGGGUUUAACGGUCUUUACUUCCAGAAGAAAAGUAGUGAAGGACAAGAGAUUUUUAUCAACGGGUAUUACGACAGGCCACUGACUGUGCUUCCUGAGUACAUAAAUCGCACCUUCUUCAACAAAACUGACCUCAGCAUGGAGAUGACAAACCUCACACUUUCUGAUGAGGGAGAUUACCUCUGUAUCUUCAUUUGCAAUGGUGCAAAUUGCAAGGAAACCAAAUUUUAUCUUACAGUUACAGCCAACUACAGCGUCCCCGUCUUAGAGGUCCAGGGUUGCAGGAGCGGCCCGGGCGCCCACAACUGCGCGAUUUCCUGCUCGUCAUCAGGGGGACAUCCUCCCAGCAGUGUAACCUGGGGUGUGAUCGGGAACAAGACCAGCAGCCCGAUAACAGACAAAGAAGAAUCCGUAAUUAUACAGGACGUAAACUCGAGCCUUUGGAACGUGUCUCAGACUGUAAGGCUUAACUGCAGCCACCCGCUUAACAUCACCUGCUCAGUUGGGGGAGUUGUGUCACAUGCUGUCAGUGUGUGUCAAGAUCCUGAUACCCAAGAUAAGCAUGUGGUUGUUGUGUGUGCUGUGGCGGUGCUGCUUCUCAUUCUGACCAUCAUCAUAAUUUUUGUCAUCAUGAGCAGAAGAAUACAGAUUCCAGCAGAGACGCCACCCUCAACAGAUGUUGAGCUUCAGAAUUUAAACUCACGUCAGGCUGGAUGAGCACAGCGAAUCACACGCUAUCUGAACACUUGAACUGAAGAUCCAUGUGUGUGUUUGUGUGUGUGUGCGUGGGUGUGUGUCUGUCUGGUGGACAGAUAAAGGAGAAGACGGACUAUCAGAGAGAUCAUACACACUCAUCGGUUAACGGACAGACAGAAGCGCAGGAGUCAAACUGUGGCUACGGUGUCUGAUCUGCUGGGAGAGACGGCUGCUGCAUAAUAACAUACAGUGGUGGCCAAAAGUAUUAAGACAACAUCUGCCUCCAUUAUAGACCCUGAAAAUGUAAAUACGUUUUUCGAUUCAUAGGCUAUCUGGACAAACUGGAUAACUAGAUUUGAUAAAAAUAUUCAACCAGUCGAAGAACCGUCUCCGUGAGUUGAGGCAGUUGUCCUCCGCCCCGGGACCGAAACCCUGCCGAAGGAGCUUGAAGCCACACAGAGGAAGGAACAACCCCGUGUUCGCACUCCCAACGUUAGAGAUCCGCUCCCGGUGUAAAUCUGUUCUCCUUGUGCACACAACAGGUUUUUGUCACUUAUUAGUCCUCUCCUAUUUGGCUGAAGGGAAUUCUCAAGUCAGCCGCGAACCUCCGCGGGAAAUCUCUGCUCAGAAAGCAACCAAGCAGACAUGGAUUGUACGAGACAUUUAUUUUUUAAACCCCAGGUCCAGCCGGAUCCGGCAGGUUUUGGAAGAAUUAAGGACUUCAUACUAAAUACUGACUGCUGUAGAACACAUUAUUUUUAUUAACUUAACAUUUGUUAUUUUAUCGAUUUGAGAAUAUCAUUAAAAUAUUGAAUUUUA